CCGGAAUCUAGAUUAGUGAAAUAAGACACCUAGCGAAGACUCUUUUGGAAAACAAGAAAGGAUGGGGAUUGCCGACCUGGAAGAAUUACGAUCAAUCGUCAACUCGACGAUCAACGAUUCUAAUCAACACCUGAAGAAAGACAUUAACCAAGCAUUACAUGAGCACCCAGAGACCGCAUAUGAAGAAAAGUUCGCGCAUGAUACAAUCACGAAGUUUCUCGAAGACCGAGGAUUCGUCGUGAAGCGCAGCACACAUGGCUUGGCGACGAGUUUCGAGGCCGAAAUCGGCUCCUCUGGACGUCUUGUGGUUAUCUGCGCAGAGUACGAUGCCCUUCCACAGAUCGGACAUGCGUGCGGUCAUAAUCUAAUCGCGACGUCGUCUAUCGCUACUUUCCUCGGGGCGGCGGCGGCUUUGAAGCAGAGCGGUGCUUUCGGACGACUCCGCUUGCUCGGAACGCCGGCCGAAGAGGGCGGGGGUGGUAAGGCGAAGUUGAUUGAUGCCGGGGCUUUUGGUGAUGUCUCGGCUGCUAUUAUGGCUCACCCGAUGCCCCAAAACCAACUCUCCGACGAGUCAAACAAUUGGUCUGGUCUCGCAGCGAUGAAGAUGAUUGCAAGUCAUAAAUUUCGGACCGAAUUUCGUGGGAAGACCGCGCACGCCGCCAACGAACCUUGGAAUGGCGUCAAUGCUCUGGACGCUGCUGUCGCAGCAUAUAGUAGUAUAGGACUACUUCGGCAGCAAAUCAAACCAGAUGAACGAAUCCACUCCGUCAUCGAGGUCGGAGGCACAGUACCGAACGUCAUUCCGGACUACACCCGCAUGAACUGGAACGUUCGUAGUCCAACUAUCGCCGGGGCUGAUAAGUUACUUUCACGCGUCAAGGCAAACAUACAAGCAGCUGCGGCGGCGACGGGCUGCGAAUUAAACUACAUCACUGCGCCGACAUACUCCAAUAUGAUAGCGAAUAAGUCUCUGUGCAGUAUAUACGUAGACGAGAUGUCGCUCAUCGGAGAGAAAGUCCUCUUGUGGCGAGAAAAGCCCAUAACCGCGUCGACUGAUAUGGGAAACGUUUCCCAAACCGUGCCCAGCUUCCACGGAGCAUUCGGGAUCCCGGCGGCUCCGGAUAUCGCUCUGCAUAACCCCGGGUUUGCCGCAGCGGCUAGCACAGACGAAGCCCAUGAGGCAUGUAUUAAGUGUGCGAAGGGUAUGGCGAUGCUUGCGAUUCGGGUACUUCUCGACGAUGAACUUGCUGUUGACGCUAGAGGGGAUUUUGAACAUAACCAAGGAUGGUGAGAUUUGGUGUAGGCCGUAUUGAGGUAGCCAUAAGCUCUGCUCCCUGAAACGCUUUCGGGUGUGCCAGCGAGGUGGAAGUUGGAAAAAGGGUUGGCGUCAAUUAUGCCGCCCACAUCGUUCAAAAUCACUUAAGUACAAAAUAAAC
Annulohypoxylon maeteangense is the source of this 1436-nucleotide messenger RNA. RefSeq lists its product as uncharacterized. NCBI's taxonomy places the organism in Eukaryota, Fungi, Ascomycota, Sordariomycetes, Xylariales, Hypoxylaceae. Gene Ontology annotation, molecular function: dipeptidase activity. The record is from RefSeq and is a predicted model, not a curated record. Bases 62 to 1291 code for a protein of 409 amino acids. The transcript is spliced from 3 exons.